Fomitopsis serialis is the source of this 3006-nucleotide messenger RNA. RefSeq names its product SNF2 family N-terminal domain-containing protein. The transcript is spliced from 22 exons. Bases 1 to 3006 code for a protein of 1001 amino acids. The record is from RefSeq and is a predicted model, not a curated record. NCBI's taxonomy places the organism in Eukaryota, Fungi, Basidiomycota, Agaricomycetes, Polyporales, Fomitopsidaceae. Gene Ontology annotation, molecular function: metal ion binding; ATP binding; ATP-dependent chromatin remodeler activity.
AUGCCUCGUCCAAGACGUACUACGCGCAGCGAGGCGUCAGUGUCGGUUACCCCAGCAUCGGCGACAGUGUCCCCAGGGUUCAGCGCCAGAAGCUCCAAGCAGUCUACGCCCGCAACAUCGGUAGUUGACGAGGUGGAAAAACCAGCAGCGCAGCCAAGAAGGUCCGCAAGGAAAAGUAUUGUUGAGAGCAAGAAGCGUGCUAGAGAGACUGAUGAGGAAGCCGAGGACAAGCCUAGCAAGACCGGCACGAAACGCAGAGUGGUCGCCCGCGAAGUUUACGUAGAAAUUCAGGUUUCUCAGAAGAAGUCUGCCGCCACUACUACCCAGUCAUCCUCGAAAGGGGCUAGGCGGACGGCUGCCACCAAGACUCCUGCAGUCAAAGCUGAGGAGAGUGUCGACGAAGUCGGUGACAGCGAAGAAGACAGGGUUUCGAUACUCGAAUCCGACGACAGCGGCUCGGAGUACGAGGCCUCUGAUAUUGACAGUGCACCGGAAGACGCUGAGAGCGACAAGUCUAUUGAGGACUACGUCGAGCCCGCCGUCAAAGAUGAAUACACGGCAGAGGGUAUCGACGACGAGGACGUCAUGAUGGAUGCUGCCAUCCAAGCAUCACUAGAGUCCGCUCGGCAGGACGACAGUCGUAUCGCGGGCACGACAAGCGCUGGUGCAGGCUCGUCGAAACAGCGCCCUCCGGUCAACUCUGCAGCGGCCCUCCGAGCUGCUGCAGCGGAACGUCGCCUGGCCAAAGAACAAGAUGGGGCAUAUUCCGGCGAAAGUCUAUCUGAGCCUGCUGACUCCGAGGAUGAGUUACCACUCGCAAAGAGCAAGGGUAAGGCGAAGGUUUCAACCGCGCUCCAAAAACUGGUCGACACCAGCGAGCCGAAAUAUAUGACCCUUGCUCAGCGCAGGCACGCUCGCAAGUUGGCGAGGAUGGAGAAGUCGCAAGUCAAGUCUGAAGAACAGAGGAUGCGCUACAAACUCGGCCGCAAACUGACAUACGCCGAGAAGUCCACAAUUGCGCUUCAGGUCCAUCACCCGGAACUCAAGGACGUCUGGGGAAACCUAGAGAGACGCGUUGCCAUUGUUGAACCGAAGAAGGCGAAACCGCCUGCCGGUAUCAAAGUUACUCUACUGCCCUUCCAGGAGGAAAGUCUGUACUGGAUGAGGGAGCAAGAGAAGGGCGAGUGGAAAGGCGGUAUGCUCGCGGAUGAGAUGGGGAUGGGCAAGACGAUCCAGAUGAUAGCGCUGCUUGCAUCAGACGCUGGCGUCAAGCCGAACCUUGUCAUUGCGCCGACCGUUGCCAUCAUGCAGUGGCGCAAUGAGAUUGAAACCCAUACUGACAGUUUCAAAGUGCUUGUGUGGCACGGAUCUUCCAGAGACACUAACGUCAAGACGCUCAAGAGUUAUGACGUGGUGCUCACCACUUACGCUGUGCUCGAGAGUUGCUUCCGCAAGCAGGAAAACGGUUUCAAGAGGAAGGGGAAGAUCAUUAAGGAGAAGUCUCCUGUGCACCAGGUCCACUGGCAUAGAAUCAUCCUCGAUGAGGCGCAUAACAUCAAGGAGAGGUCGACGAACACGGCCAAAGCCGCAUUCGAGUUACAGGGUACCUUCAGAUGGUGUCUCUCCGGCACCCCUCUACAGAACCGUGUUGGAGAGCUCUACAGUCUUGUACGAUUUCUCGGUGGCGAUCCUUUUUCGUACUACUUCUGCAAGUCAUGUCCGUGCAAGUCCCUGCACUGGAGGUUCUCCGAUAAACGGAGCUGCGAUGAUUGUGGACACAGUCCUAUGAAACACACCUGCUUGUGGAACAACGAGAUUCUGACCCCUAUUCAGAAGAACGGGAUGGUAGGCCCUGGCGAAACCGCAUUCAAGAAACUCAAGAUCUUGUUGGACAGAAUGAUGCUGCGCAGGACAAAGCUGCAACGUGCGGAUGACCUCGGUCUGCCUCCCAGAACCGUCAUCGUGAGGCGGGACUACUUCAGUCCCGAGGAGAAGGAGUUGUAUCUCUCACUGUUUUCCGACGCCAAGCGGCAGUUCAAUACUUACGUCGAUUCGGGUACCGUCCUGAACAACUAUUCUAACAUCUUCAGUCUACUCACUCGCAUGCGACAAAUGGCCUGCCAUCCUGAUCUCGUGCUGAGGAGCAAGAGCAAUGCGGGGACCUUCUUGCAGGACGAUCAAGGAGAAGCCACUGUUUGCCGGUUGUGCAACGAAAUCGCCGAAGAUGCCAUCCAGGCGAAAUGCAGGCACAUCUACGACCGUGAAUGUAUCAAGCAGUACCUCAACACUGCCAUAGAAGUCAACCCCGCGUGCCCCGUGUGCCAUGUCCCCCUUACCAUCGACUUGGACGCUCCUGCUCUCGACCUUGAGGAGAAUGCGAAACCACGCCAGGGCAUCCUCGGUCGUUUGGAGCUGGACAAGUGGCGGUCUUCUUCCAAGAUCGAGGCGCUCAUCGAAGAGCUGGACAACCUCCGACGACAGGACUGUACCACGAAGAGCAUCGUCUUCAGUCAGUUUGUCAACUUCUUGGACUUGAUCGCAUAUCGAUUGCAGAAGGCUGGAUUCGUCGUAUGCCGUUUGGAGGGGACCAUGAGCCCGCAGGCCCGUGAUGCGACGAUCCAACAUUUCAUGAACAACGUUCACGUCACGGUGUUCUUGGUCAGCUUAAAGGCCGGAGGAGUGGCGCUGAAUUUGACAGAGGCUUCUCGUGUCUUCCUGAUGGAUAGCUGGUGGAACCCGGCGGUUGAGUAUCAGGCUAUGGAUCGUAUCCACCGUUUGGGUCAACACCGACCUGUUGAGGUCGUCAAGUUGGUCGUUGAGGACAGCAUCGAGAGCAAGAUUGUUCAACUGCAAGAGAAGAAGGCGGCGAUGGUCGACGCCACGCUCUCAACGGACGAUUCGGCUAUGGGACGACUGACUCCGGAAGAUCUCGGCUUCUUGUUCAGGGUGAGUUUCAUCCGUCUGCUCUACCAUGACAUCGUUGCUGAUGAUACAUUGCAGCUCUGA